Molecule: messenger RNA, 2712 nt
Organism: Sporisorium graminicola
Lineage: Eukaryota; Fungi; Basidiomycota; Ustilaginomycetes; Ustilaginales; Ustilaginaceae
Exons: 1
Coding region: 1-2712 (903 amino acids)
Biological process (GO): calcium ion transmembrane transport; intracellular calcium ion homeostasis
Cellular component (GO): membrane
Molecular function (GO): calcium channel activity; calcium ion binding
Source: RefSeq, a predicted model, not a curated record
AUGUCGGCACCGUGGACUCGCGUGCCUGGUGGCGGCGCUUCGGCAUCAGGUCCCACAGGCAGAGGAUCAAACGACAGCGCUACGCUCAACCAACCCGUCCGCACCUAUGACGCUCCUCUCUCCGGACAGCCCGUCAGCUCGACCAGCUACUAUGACCACGUCGCCGACUAUCCCUCGGAAAAGGAGUACGAGAGCUACCCGUCCAAUUACGGCGGGUCCGGUCAGUGGGCUCCCUCGCCCAACGACGGCGGCUCCGACCUUUCCACCACCUAUCCCCCCACGCAACCUGCACCGCAGCAACGCAGGCAUGACUACUCGCAUUCGACCGACAUGUCCACUCGUCUCCAAGCCGCUAUGAACAAGGGCGCAUCCGCUGCAUCCGCCAAGCGUCCCGGCUACCAGCGCCAGGACAGCGAUUCGUGGGAGCGCCUCCUCAAAGGCGCCGGCUACUCGCACGACAGUGCUAACUCGAGUUUUGUCGGUCUCAACGGCCAUUACACAGCAGGCCCCCAGCUUGGUCACCCAUCUGUUCGACUCGUUCUCUACAUUCUCGUCCCCACCCUCCUCUUUUGGAUCCCCGGAAUCCUUGCUCUGCUCCUUUACGAUGCACGCCCUGCCAACCAGUUCAAGAAGCCCACCGUGCUAGACGUCGGUAUCUUCUGGUGGUCCAUUUGGCUGAGCUCCAUCUGGAUCGGCUGGUGGGCGUGCCGCGUUGGUGCUAUCCUCAUCCCUCGCGUCCUUCGAUGGACCGUAGGUAACCUCCACCAAAAGAUGCGACGCUACACCGAAUUUCUCAUUGUCACGGAAAAGUACGUUGCCUUCUUCCUUUGGACCAUCCUCCUAGUUGCGCUCUGGUUCGCCAUCGUCAUCGGUAACUUCCAGGGUGCUGACAAGGCAGCCAUCGAAUCGGCAUCGCUCUCCCCGACAAAUUCGACCUCAACUACCGGCUCGUCCUCCUCCUCUGGUAGCGGCACCACCGUCAUCACACAAAAGAACAACGACAGCUCAUGGCCGUCCACCAGCGACAUUAUGCUCUCCGGCUACCGUCUCUGGUUCGGUGUCUGUCUCAGUGCUGCUAUCUUGCUCGCAGAGAAGCUCUUCAUUCAGGGCAUCGCCUACAACUUUCAUCGUGUCUCGUACGAGGAUCGCAUCUCGACGUCCAAGUUCAACAUCAAGGUGCUCACCACGCUCUACGAAAAUUCCAAGAACAUCCAACGCAAGGACACCUACAUGGCUGCCGAGCACGAAGCCAAAAGCAAGACGGCUGGCCUCCACUUGGCACGCCAGCGUCUGCGCAAGACCGGUCAGAAGGUGCGAGAUGCAGCGUUGCAAAGCACCAGCGUGCUCGGCACCGUCGCAAGCGAAAUCGCGGGUCAAGGCGUGCUGCAACCUGGGAACCCUCGCUCUGUGGUCGUCUCGUCACUCAAUUCACGCAAGCAAACGCAGGCGCUCGCACGAAGGAUAUGGUACAGCUUCUGUCCGCCUGGCAAGUCGGAGCUCAUCGUCGACGACAUUAUCCACUGCUUCCCUGAUGCAGUCACUGCCGAGAUUGCCUUUGAAAUCUUUGACCGCGAUCUCAACGGUGACAUCACCAAGGACGAGCUUGAGGCCGCCUGCCUCGAGAUCCAUCGUGAGCGCCUGACAUUGCAGCUCUCGAUGCGCGACGUCGACUCUGCCGUUGGCCGACUGGAUUCCAUCUUUAUGAGCGUGUUUAUCCUCAUUGCUGCUAUCAUCAUCGCUGCCAUGCUAUCGGUCGCCUUCAGCACCCUCGUCACCUCGUUCGGCACGCUCAUCCUCGGUCUCUCGUGGCUCAUUGGAACCACUGCGCAGGAGACCCUCGGCGCCAUCAUUUUCCUCUUCAUCAAGCACCCGUACGAUGUCGGCGAUCGAGUCGAUGUCGGCGAUGACCAGUAUAUCGUCAAGGAGAUGCGUCUGCUCACCACCGUGUUCAAGACGACCAACGGCAAGAAUGUUAUGAUCAGUCACAGCCAGCUUGCCACCAAGCCCAUUGUCAACCUGCGCCGAUCGGGUGCCAUCGAAGAGACGUUCAAGUUUGAGGUCGCUUACUCCACCUCGUUCGCACAGAUCGAGGCGCUACGAACCAAAAUGGUGCACUGGCUCGAAGGCGAGAAGCGCGACUUUUUGCCCGGCCUCGACAUCAACGUGGUCGACUUUCAGGAGCAGGGCAGUCUGCUGCUCUCGGCUGGCAUUCGAUACAAGUCCAACUGGCAGCAGGGUGGGCUCAAGGCACAGAGACGCAACCGCUGGUUGUGCCAGCUCAAGGUCUUCUUGGCCGAAUGCCGCAUCUAUGGCCCCAAAGGCGAUCCCAAAGAGACCCCCUUCAACCACGUCACCUUGGUGCCCUACCCGCCGCCCGAGUCGGCCAACACUUUCACUACCGCAGAGGCGGGCGUACAGAGCACGCUGGGCGCUGGUGAGCGUCCGUACAAGUUUAUGGAUGCAGGCGCCACAUUUGGUGGCCACGACGUGUUUGACGAUGUUGGACCCGAAGGUGGCACUGCUCCGGGAACGGCUCCGCCUUCGCGACCGCUAUCCCCCGCCAACGCGCUCGAGCAAGGCCGAAGGCGAAGCCGAAGCCCUGCCGGCAUACCCACCUCCUCCGCCGGUUCAGCACCGCCCUACGCACUCUCUCGCCGCACUGCCGGCAUGGGGGAGUCAUACGAGCUAACAGACCAGCCUCGUCGCAUCUAG